AUGGUAGUCAUCAAAGGCAUGCAAGGCGUCCUUGGCUGGCUGUUCUCCAUCCAAGCGGCCCUGAGUCAGGACAAGACCAACGGGAAGUCGCCCCUUGGUACUUUGAAUGCCGCCAAGCUGCCGCUCUUUAUGAGAAACAACCCGCUGCCCAACGGGUUCCCCUGGGGUGGACUGACUGCGGACGGCACCAACUACUACAAACAGUGGCCCAAUACCGGGGUCACCCGCAACUACGACUUCACCAUCAGUCGUGGUACCAUUGCCCCCGACGGCUACGAGAGAAAGGUUCUCCUGGUGAACGGGGCGUACCCGGGACCGACCAUCGAGGCCAACUGGGGAGACUGGAUCGAGGUGAAGGUCACCAACAACAUCACCGACGGCCCUGAGGGGACCUCGUUGCACUGGCACGGCUUCAGGCAGCAGAACACGCAGUGGGAAGAUGGAGUCCCGGCCAUCUCCCAGUGUCCCAUCGCUCCCGGCAAGACCUACACCUACAGGUUCCAGGCGACGCUGUACGGCACCACGUGGUACCACUCUCACUAUUCGUCUCAGUAUGCCGGUGGCUUGCUUGGACCGAUGGUUAUCUAUGGCCCUUCCAAGACCCAGCAAGAGAUUGAUCUUGGGCCCGUCAUUCUUUCUGAUUGGUACCACAAGCAGUACUUUGAUUUGAUCGAGGAUAUCCUCCAGGUCGGCGGAAGCGGCCUUGUAUUCUCCGACAACAACCUCAUCAACGGCAAGGGCAACUUCAACUGCUCCACGGUUGCUGCUGGAGACAACACAAAGUGCACCAAUAAUGCCGGCAUCUCCAAGUUCAAGUUCCAGACCGGCAAGACCCACCGCCUCCGCCUGAUCAACUCCGGCGCCGAGGGCACCCAGCGCUUCUCCAUCGACGGACACACCCUGACCGUCAUUGCGAACGACUUCGUCCCGGUGGAGCCCUACGACACCAAGGUCGUCACCCUGGGAAUCGGCCAGAGAACCGACAUCCUCGUCAAGGCCAACGCCGGGAACAACAACCCCAGGGGCGCCUACUGGAUGCGCAGCAACAUCACCAGCUGCAGUCUGGCCAACCAGCCUCUCGGACUCGCCGCCGUCUACUACGACCAGGCCGACCAGACCAAGGCUCCCACCAGCACCGCGUGGAACGUCCCCGACCCCGGCACCUGCGUCAACGACGACCUCGCCAUCACCAAGCCCGUCAUGAAGCUCAAGCCGGCCGCCCCCGCCGUGACCAAGACCAUGGAGAUCAAGCUCUUCCGCAACGCCUCCGGCAUCAUCCAGUGGUCGCUCGACGGCGAGGACUUCCGCGGCAACUUCAACAAGCCGACACUUCUUCAGGCGAACAAGGGCAACCUGACCUUUGACGCCGACUGGAACGUCGAAAACUUUGCCAGCAACGGCAGCAUCCGCGUGGUGGUCAGCAACAACAGCCCCGCAGCGCACCCGAUGCAUCUGCACGGCUUCAACAUGUACAUCCUCCACGAGGGCGACGGCCUCACCUGGGAUGGAACCAUCACCAACCCCGGGAACCCGCAGCGCCGCGACGUCCAGCUGGUCCGCGCCAACGGGCACAUGGUGAUGCAGUUCGACUCGAACGAGAACCCCGGGGUGUGGCCAUUCCACUGCCACAUCGCCUGGCACGCCUCGGCCGGCCUGUUCUCCCAGUUGCUGGUCCAGCCCGACAAGGUCAGGCAGCUCCAGAUCCCGCAGAAGGUCGCGGACACCUGCAGGGACUGGCAGCUGUGGACCCAGGGCAACGUCCCGGACGUGAUUGACAGUGGCGAGUAA
This is a messenger RNA of Colletotrichum destructivum, 1788 nucleotides long. Its product is annotated as Putative multicopper oxidase, second cupredoxin domain, multicopper oxidase, copper-binding protein. Gene Ontology annotation, molecular function: oxidoreductase activity; copper ion binding. The record is from RefSeq and is a predicted model, not a curated record. Bases 1 to 1788 code for a protein of 595 amino acids. The transcript has 4 exons. NCBI's taxonomy places the organism in Eukaryota, Fungi, Ascomycota, Sordariomycetes, Glomerellales, Glomerellaceae.